This is a messenger RNA of Schistosoma rodhaini, 4236 nucleotides long. NCBI's taxonomy places the organism in Eukaryota, Metazoa, Platyhelminthes, Trematoda, Strigeidida, Schistosomatidae. The record is from the annotation of a GenBank genome assembly.
GCGCACAUUUUGUCCCUCAUUACUUGAAGGCGCUGGUGCUAGUGCGUCUAGUUUCAGAGGGCACUGUUUCGUUGAUCCACUGACACGAUUAUUCUUUAGAACAGCAUGCGCAAAAGGGUUUUGCGUCAUUUAUUCUGGCGAACAAAUAAGCUUUUACCUCUGGGAUUAGUGUGUUUUGGACUUCUGCUCAUUUUGUGGAUAAACAUAGAUAAACUUGACCGUGGUAAAUUGCCUGCAGAUUCCGCCUAUUUACCUCGUCAAAAAUAUGUAAAAAGUAAUCAAAUCUUAGCACGUCCACCAAGUCAUAAGGAACUAGAAGAUCAACAUAAGUCUCAAAAGAAUAAUUCGCUUAUUGGGAAUCAUCCUAACAUACCUGAUAUUCCGAACGCUCGUCCACAUCCUCCAAUUGACAAUGAUUUGGGUCAUGAGAAUGCGAAACGUCUAUCUGUCGAUGAACUUGAUGAGGAUCAUAUACCUGAUAUUGUGCCGCCUGUUGAUGAGGAAGAUAAUGUUCUUGUGCGACCUGACUAUAAGGAAAAGUCCAAAAUUAUGGGCAGUAAAGAACCUGUUGAAAGCAGUCGUUCACAUAAGCUCUCAGCUAUUGACAAGUUAGGCUUAUCUCCUAGUACUCCUCCUCCAAAAAGCGACGAAUACUCAACAGGUCCAGGUGAAGGUGGUAAAGCAUAUACAAUAAAGCGUGAAGACUUAUCACCAGCUGAACAGAUAAUAUUCGACAAGGGUUGGGAGGAUAAUGCCUAUAAUCAGUAUGCUAGCGAUCGAAUUAGUGUGAGACGAUAUUUACCAGACUAUAGAGAAGGAACGUGUAAAGUCGAUAAAUAUGGAAGUAACCUGCCUUCAGCAUCAAUUAUAAUUUGUUUUCAUAAUGAAGCUUGGUCUGUAUUAUUACGUUCAGUACAUUCAGUGAUAGAUCGAUCUCCACCAAAUUUGUUACAUGAAAUUAUACUUGUUGAUGAUUUCUCUGAUCGUCCUCAUCUCAAAGAAGCAUUAGAAGAAUAUAUGGGAAUGUUAAAUAUUGUCAAAAUUGUUCGUACCAAACAACGUGAAGGAUUGAUUAGAGCAAGAAUGAUUGGAGCAGAACAUAGUACUGGGAAAGUGCUCGUAUUUCUAGAUUCGCACAUUGAAUGUACCACAGGUUGGCUUGAACCCCUUUUAGAUCGUAUUGCUUACAAUUCGUCAAUUGUUGUUGUUCCCGUAAUAUCGACUAUAAAUGAUAAAACGUUGAAAAUGAAUUUUCUUAAGGCAGAUAAUGUUCAAGUUGGUGGAUUUGAUUGGAGUUUAACAUUCCGAUGGCAUGAACAAACUGAACGAGACAGAAAUCGACCCGGUGCACCAUAUUCACCUAUUAGAUCACCUACCAUGGCUGGUGGUUUAUUCGCUAUAAGUCGUGAGUAUUUUAGUCAUCUUGGAAAGUAUGAUUCUGGUAUGGAAAUAUGGGGAGGUGAAAAUUUGGAACUGUCAUUCAAAGUUUGGAUGUGUGGUGGUAUUUUAGAAACUGUAGUCUGCAGUCUUGUUGGACAUAUUUUUCGUGGUCGUUCACCAUACAAAUGGAAUGUUAAUGUAAAAGAUCCUCUGAAAAGAAAUCUACUACGUUUGGCUGAUGUUUGGCUUGAUGAUUAUAAACGAUUUUAUUAUGCGCGUAUUGGAUUUAAAACUAUUGAUUUUGGGGAUGUUUCAGAACGCAAAGCCUUACGAGAAAAACUGAAAUGUCGCUCAUUUGAUUGGUAUUUAACUAAUAUUUAUCCUGAAUUAUUUAUUCCUUCGAAAGCUUUAGCUUCUGGUGAUAUUGAAAGUGCUGCUGGUCCACAUUGUUUAGAUUCACCGACUCCUCGUAAUGGAGAUAAAAAACGAACUGUUAUCAAAAUAUGGCCAUGUCAUAAACAAGGUGGCAAUCAAUUUUGGUUACUAUCACCUAACAAUGAAAUUCGACGUGAUGAAUAUUGUUUUGAUUCUGGCAUGAAAAACCAUACCAUUGGUUUGUAUCGUUGUCAUGGUGCGAAGGGUAAUCAAAAGUUUACUUAUGGCGAAGUACGUUCUUCUUCUUAUUUGUAGUAAAUAUUAUUUCCAUUUGUAAAAAUGUCAUAUUAAUUAUAGAUAAAUUUACUAGAGAAGAAUAUGUCUAAUUGUUUCGUUUAGACUCAAUUGGCCCUAACAUUUGAUGAAAUCUCCUUACCAUGACCCAUUAAUGGGUCAUACUAUACCGUCUUCAACUAAUACAAAUAACCAUAGAAUAACCUAUUCACAUGACCAUUACAAGUUCCUCAUGAAGCAUAGAUAAGAAUUUAUGACUCAAUUCUUCUAACCACCAUUUGCAGGAUUUCAGAUGCAGAUGACAAUCAACAGUAUUUUCUACUGUUAAGCGAUCGCGCGCGAGACAAAGGUUCUGGGUUUGAGUCAUAUGCGUGGGAUCGUAGAUUCACACUGCUGAGGAAUCCCAUACUAGAACGAAACAAUCAUUCAGUGCUUUGAAGAUUUCAUUGGUGAUGUUUAUCUUAAAUCGACACAUGAAUUCAGCCAUUACAUUUACUUGAUUUCUGUGGAUAACGGUCAGUGUAGCACUAGUCGAUGAGUUGAAUUAAUUGAUCCAACUGUAUGUUACUGUUGCGUGAAAUAGUUUCAGUUUAUUCUUGUCUAUAAAUAUGACUUGGUGAUAAGUACCAGAAAAUUCAAAUUUUUCAACAGAGUGUGCUAAUAUAUCAAACUUGUGAACUGAGCUCUAAAGCUUAUAGUUAUCGUUUGAUCUCAAGUAAAGAUUAGACAACAUAGAGUGGUGUAUGCUACUUAUGUUGACAAAUAUAAGUAGUAUGUAACACCGAUCAAAAAUGGAAUUCUUGUUCAUUACAGCAGUAUACUACUUAUUUUCUAAUGAUGACCAAUUGUUUUGUAGUGGUUUCUUUUGAGUUUUGAAAUAAAUAUCCAGUGACAUGGUUCGGAAUCGGUGUCUCUUGCCUUUAGUUAUUUAUUCUUUACCUGAUGUAUAUAUUUUGUCUCACGUAAUUUUAAUGUAUGUAAGGAAUUGGUAGGCGUAUUUAUGUUUUAAAAAUCAAAGUUGCAUUGGUAAUGUUACUUUUGCUUUAUCAAAUCAUUCACUUAUUUCGGACAGUUUUCACAACCUUUGAUUAUUUUCAUUAUCAUGGAUAUUUUAACCGGUUGGUUUUGUUUUUUUCAUCUGUCCUACAUCCUUUUUGCUGAUUGAAUCACUUCGUUUACUAAUCAAGGUUCUAUUUUGUUUAUUAUUACCUAUUUAAAAUUAUCCGAAAUUUAAAAACCGUUUUCUGCAGAUGUUUAGUUACAGUUAUUAUAAUUCAAAUAAAGGUAAAACCAACAAUUUGUUUAAUAAAAGAAUAAAUAACAAAUCCAGGAGUUCUAGUGAGAAGCAGUGACCAGUGGACUUCAAACCACGUCUGUUGUGAGAUAUUAACUCACUGAAGACAAUUGGUGAACGGUUGCUCAACGUCGUGGAUCAGUUGAAGUUAGACAUUAACAACGUUGGAUGCCGGCUCAGUGGUCUGGCGCGAGACUGGUAGGUCCUGUGUUCGAAUCUCGCGAGUGCGUGAUCGUGGAUGAGCACUGCUGAGGAAUCCCAUAAUAGGACGAAACAACCGUACAGUGUUUCCAGGUUUUCUUUGGUGGUCUAGCUUCAAUUGAAUCAUGAAUUCAACUGUCAAUAAAUGUUUCUUAAACUACUUUCUUUUUUUUACAGGAUGAUACUAUUCGUCAUCAGGGACAGUGUUUAGAGAUCAAUAUUGACCAAUCCAGUGUUCACCUUACUACAUGUACUGGAUCAUUAAAACAACAAUGGAAAUUUAAUCGUAAACCGUAUAUGCCAACCGCUAACGAUUUUAAUCGAUUUUAAUAUUAACUUGAAUAGAUUGGAAUAAUUACAAAUCUCUUAUUUGUCUUAUUUCCUAUUCAACUACUUAAUGUGUAUAUAUCUAUUAAAUAUGUAUUUGUACUAACAAGAGAAAAACAACAACACCACCAACAACAAUGUCUUUCCUUCGAUGUAGAAUCGGAAUAGAGAAGAAAGUACACAAAUAUUGUAUUAUGCUAUCAAUUUCUUUUUCUUUUUUUUGUGUGUGUUUUCAAGAUCCGUAUCUAUAUACAUAUGUAAACAAACGAUGUGUAAAUUGGUCAAGCCUAGUGAUAACAUAUCAUUCUUAUUAUCUGUGAUAACAGUUACGUAAUAUAAAUAGGUGAAAAUCUACAAUCAUUAUA